Quercus robur (English oak) is the source of this 933-nucleotide messenger RNA. RefSeq names its product classical arabinogalactan protein 9-like. NCBI's taxonomy places the organism in Eukaryota, Viridiplantae, Streptophyta, Magnoliopsida, Fagales, Fagaceae. The coding region runs from base 22 to 783 and encodes 253 amino acids. The transcript has 3 exons. The record is from RefSeq and is a predicted model, not a curated record.
AGCCAUUUAGCGCUGUUGGCGAUGCUUCCUGAAGGCAGCCAAGCUCACAACCAUGUCCAGCGUAUCCUAAAUAAUGUGGCUGGUCUUGGUGGUGGUCCUGCAGUAAAUGAGCAUGCAAACAAUGGGCAUGAGACUGAACUAGCAGCUACUGCAACCCCAAGCACAAGUGCAGCACCCGUAAGUACACCGACCCGUGGUCAUCGUGCUACUACAAGCCCAAGCACAAGCGUAGCUAGGGGUCGUCUUCGGCCUGCUACAGCAACCCCAAGCACAAGUGCAGUCAGGGGCCGUGGUCGGCGUGCAACAACCCCUCGGGUUGUAACUAGUCUUGAGAUGCCUCCACCCAUCCCGCAGGCAUCUCCUCAGCCUGAGGUCCCUUCACCCAUCCCAUAUGCAUCUCCUCAGCCCGAGGUCCCUUCACCCAGCCCACCUUCGCAGCCCAAUUUCGAUGUCAGUAUUGACCAAAUUGUGACCCCUCCUAUACUCCUCGAGACACCCUCAUACCCACACACCAGCUCUAGUGCACCCACUCCUGGCCUCUACAUAGAGCAGGAUUACCCACCUACCGCAUCCUCAUCUGACCCUCUAGGACCUCCGGUUGGGAUUGACACUUUACAGCCACAUACUGAUGUACCGGACAAGCAUCCCCCUCAUCAGCCCUCACUCCCACGAGGUAGACCGCAACGCAAUAGAAGAGCACCCACUUGUGGGACAGGUGGACACAAAAUAGGACACCGAGGCAGCUCUAUGCACGAUGAUGACCCUAAGGUUGAUGCCCCGUAGCCUCCUCCCCCGCCCAAACAUUACACGAGGGCUAAAAAACACAAAAUUGGUGAACCUUGAUUAUAGACUGCCACAAAACUGAAAAAGAUUCUUCAAGAUUCAAAGGAAACUGUGGUGGAAUCUGAUGUAAGGGGUAAAAUGCAGCCACUG